AUGGAGUCAUUCGACGAUCAAGCCGAAGCCAUGUACGUCAGUAAACAACUCAGAGAAUGGCUCCUUUGCGGAGGAUUUAAACUCACCCAAUGGUCUUCCGCCUACAAAACGAUCCUCUCUUCACUACCAGAACCGCUGUUAUCAAAACCUACCCUUAAUUUGGACAUGGACGACCUCCCGACGGAGCGAACGCUUCUCACCUGGAACUGUCAAAGUGACGCAUUCGAACUCCAAGUAAAGGUUCCAACAAUAAGAACAACUGCAAGAGACUUGUUACGUUCAGCAGCCAGCGUCUUCGAUCCGUUGGGCUUCCUUGCUCCGGUGAUGUUCAUAUCAAAGCAGCUGCUACGAGAUGCCUGGGAAAGAUCAACAACAUGCGACGAAAUUCUGGAUCGCAGCAUCAUAAUCCGCUGGGAAGAAUGGAAUUAA
Daphnia pulex (common water flea) is the source of this 429-nucleotide messenger RNA. RefSeq lists its product as uncharacterized. The transcript has a single exon. The coding region runs from base 1 to 429 and encodes 142 amino acids. The record is from RefSeq and is a predicted model, not a curated record. Lineage: Eukaryota; Metazoa; Arthropoda; Branchiopoda; Diplostraca; Daphniidae.